UUUAAGAUCACAAAGCCACAUAUGACGACUUGCUAAUGUUCUUCGGUCGUGUUUGUUAUCUUUAAGCAUAAAGACUAAAGGGAACUAAAUGAAAAGCGGCUAAAUAUUUUCCCGUCGUGCUUAGCGGCUUCUGCCCUUGACAACAAAAAUGGCGUCGGCUACGAAGAUUAUUCAGAGAAUAAGAAAUUUCUUUUCUGGGCGGGAUCUACAGGCUAAACUUCAGUUACGGUACACUGAGAUUUCAAAAAGGACUCAGCCUCCACCCAGCCUUCCCGUGGGGCCCAGCCAUAAGUUUGCCUUUAAUUCCUACUGCCUACGGGAUGGGCGGCGGGAAUCGGCUCCUCCAACAAUUAUUUUGUCUCCCCAAAAGAAACUGGAGGCUGGCAGCCAAGAUUCAUCUGUGCCUGCCAAGCGUCCAGUGAUACCUGGACCUCCAUCGAAAGAACUGCAACUCUCUACAGACCAGCCGUAUCUCUGAGAGGGAUGAUAGACCUGUCUCUGCUCUGUUCUUACUGCAAUUCCCAUGUCCACUCCUGCUUGAGUGACCUGGAUAUCCACAGAUGGGCACUGUUACCAGUGGGAGUGACUGUAUAAACCUUUGGGCUUUACUGUGUUUAAGUCCUUAGCUGUCCUGUUCCUCGAUGCCCUGUACAAAGUGAAAUAUAUAAUCAAUAAAAUGUAUAAUCUAUAAAAAUUA
This is a messenger RNA of Lepisosteus oculatus (spotted gar), 697 nucleotides long. It is a transcript of the gene ndufa7, whose product is annotated as NADH:ubiquinone oxidoreductase subunit A7. The record is from RefSeq and is a predicted model, not a curated record. NCBI's taxonomy places the organism in Eukaryota, Metazoa, Chordata, Actinopteri, Semionotiformes, Lepisosteidae. Gene Ontology annotation, biological process: ATP synthesis coupled electron transport; mitochondrial electron transport, NADH to ubiquinone. Gene Ontology annotation, cellular component: mitochondrial inner membrane.